Messenger RNA from Sabethes cyaneus, 1155 nucleotides. RefSeq lists its product as uncharacterized. The transcript is spliced from 3 exons. NCBI's taxonomy places the organism in Eukaryota, Metazoa, Arthropoda, Insecta, Diptera, Culicidae. The record is from RefSeq and is a predicted model, not a curated record. The annotation marks the transcript as partial.
UUAUUUUUGCAGAUUUUGUUACUGGUAAACAUAUUUUGCCUGGCAAAGUUUGUCAAAUCCUAUGGCGUUACGGAGCAUCGUGUAGACUACAUCAGAACAGUUGACGGUCAUGAAUACGAUUAUCAUUACCACGACGGUACAGCGCCACGAUUUGAAAAGAGCAAACUUCUCUACCUUCAGCAGCAACACCAACGGCAGCAGGAACUGCUUCUGGGCAAACGGCCCUACAAGCAGCCUUCAAGCAAUAAGUACUUCGGUGCGGGAUUUGAGCAGCUUCUCACGCACCGGAAGUUUACGCCUGCCGGCACACCUUCUACUUAUUCUAGCUUCAAACAACAGAACUCAAUCCCUAUAUUUGAAAGUCACGAAAAGGUUGGUAUACGUACUUAUCCAAACCACGCUGAGGACGAUAGUAGUGACUAUGACGAUCACAACGACAGGCGAAGGCCCGCACAUUCUUCGCUGACCAAAAACUUCAUUCAUCAUUCGUCGGGAUCAAACCGGAGACCAGCAGUUCAUCAGUACAAUAGAUUCGAGAGUCCACCAUCCGAAUCUGUCUCAGAGACAGAAUCAGAAUCUCAGGAGUAUAUCAAAGCACCAGCUGCUUCAGCAAAGCCCUUUACUAGUCAUUCGUCUUCGGCAGGCGGCAUUAACAACAAUUUUCCACUGAACAUACCGAACGUCUAUUACAUUCCGAGUGGAUACACGUAUUUCAACUCCCACACAUCGCCCCCAAAGGACAAGCUCGCUCAAAUACUGUACCUAUCCCCGACGCCAGCACCCACAACUCGCCGACCAUAUGUUGCACCAUCACUGACAUCUACCACCCCGUACAACAAGUUUUUUACCCAGAAAAGACCAACUAAGGUGCCCCGAAGACCUUACAUCGCACCGAUAUUGACCACCACGAGACGACCGUACGUUGCACCUUCGGUGACAAAGCCGACACCGGUGAGCAGGGGUACGACAGCUAAACCGGCUCAGUCCGGCAGUCAGAAUCCAAAACACCAGCAGCUCUUCAAUGGAGCCAGCCGGUUCCGCUACACGACCAGCAAACCCGUGCAGACCACAAGCGAAAAGUCAAAACCUAGCGAUAAGUACGAGCCAGAAUUCGACAUUGACAUCCGGAUCGAUCUGUCGCCGGAUUCGUCCUAA